AGCUAGUGAACGAAUGACUGGAGGCUCCAGAUUCCAGUCGUGCCAAAAGGGGCUUUCAGAGGUGCAUGCUGAACCUUUUUGCGCCAGAAAAGUUCUUCAUGAUUCUCCUAGCCAUGGGUUUCCAGCUUUACUGUUAAGCUACCUUCUCGACUCCAUCAAGCGGAUUUGCACCUGCUGUGCGCGCCUGCACUCAUCGAAAUUUCUCUCUCGAUAUCCAAAGCAAUAGUGAUACAACUGUUUGCACAUUAAAGUCCUAGCUCAGGCAGGGAGGAGGCGAGAAAAGCCCUUUUCUGUACCUGAGCGUUGAAGAUCAUGAAUUCCGAGGUGAAUAGUCUUGAGUGGAUGAGGCAACGUUGCAAGUGCAGUCCAAGCCUCGAAGGUCACACUCUCUGCUGUGUCUCAGUGAGAGAGUGAGUUUCAGUCCCACCAGAUCUGGUUCUGGAUUGCGUUGGACUUUGGGUGCGGUGAAUGCAUCCAUGUCAGUAUGACCUGAGCUCGCUGGCUCACCAGCGAACUAGGAACUAGGAAGUUAAAACUUCUCUCUUAUGUUAGGUAGACACUGCAAUGGUAGAAUUUCGUAUUGCUACAUGAAGUAAACCAGCUCUCAGGAAUCUUGGAUUUAAGUUAAUCGGGCUAAAAGAUUCAACCGAAAACACAGGAAACACAGGACCUUGUGUUCAGUUCAAGUGUCAAGCGAGCGACAGUUCAUCUGAGAAUCCUCUACCAUGAGAGGAAUCUACCUGCAGUAUCAUGAGAUCCCAUGUGGCGCACGGUUGAGUCACCGAGAACCUUUCAGCGACGCCAGUCCCAGUUAAUGAACAUGCAAAUUUGGAGUAUAAUACUCGGCAGCGAAUGCCACGUUCAGGUUGCGAUCGAGGAGCUUUGGUGGGAGUUGUGCAUAUGUAGCCAGCUUGUGGAUGCUGGAAGCUGGCGCUGUUCCAUCAACUUCCAUCAUUUGGCUAAUCGUUGACUGAUCUAACUUGGAAACUGAGACAAGAUUCUGAGAUUAUCUUUCACCUUUGGGCAAGGACAACAUGAUAACCUCCAAACCGUAGAAGGAUUUGCCUUGUCCUACGCAUGCGAGCAGCUUGCGGUUGGGAACUUGGAACUUUGAGUGGAGACCAUACUCUGAUCCUGGGAAGAAACUAGUCUACCACGACCUUCUCCGAUACGCAUGCACAUUGAUGACUGCAUGAACAAUUUGAAUCCCCUCUGCAGUACAGAUUCGUUGGGAAAUUAUGACAGAGGAACCAUAUAUAAUUGAGGUCUUUUUGGCGCUCUCUCCCUUCUCUUCCAGCAUGAGAAUUUCCGCUGUUUCUCUCACGACCAUACACAAUUACGAGAGAAAGGGAUAGAGAAGUAAUGGUCGGUCCAAUUAUUAUAUCAUAAUACUUUCCUGGGAGCAGUGUUCAGCUAGAUCUACCUCUCCAUCAGACUAUCCGAUUGAAAUGUGGAACGGAGGUAGGGCUGAAAGUUUGCACAUUGUAUAGAGCUGAACAUUAUUACAUGCGUUCUUACCUCGGCCCGGCUUCACGGAAGAAUGUUCCAGAGAGGUUCCUCUUUCUGAACAAUGUUUUGUUUAGCCGGGUUCACUUGACAAUGAUAGCUCAACCCCACAUAUUUGUCCACGUCAUGAUUCUGUCUCCUUCCAAACUCUGAGAUGCAACGAAUUGUGUCAGGAUGAUAUCAUUCGUCCGAGGAUAGAAAGGUACCAGAUUUGCGCUGAUAGUGGACCCACAUAUUCAUGCAGCAGCCUGAUAACAAUCGAAUAAAACUUACAAGCGAUAAUAAGAAAGACAUCCGUUCCGAUGCCCAAGAGUGUUCAACAGUUAUCCAAAUCUUGUGAUGCUGGGGAAUCUCUCGAGACUGCUCAUCAUUCCACCAUCGAGUGCACAUUAUUUGUAGAAGUAUUUGAAGUACAGUGCGGAGGAGUACAUGUCAAGCAGGUGAGCUCCUGUUCAACUUUUUGUGUGUACAGUCGAGCGAAUCUUGUGAAAGCGGUGUCCAUGGCCAGUUGUACUCCUAAGGUCUUUGUUAAAGUAUGUCUUUCUUCAAUCCUGGAAAUCUUUUUCUGUAUACAACAGUGAGCUGUGUCUGCCAUGUACUUUUAAGAGAAUAUCAAUAUUAUAAAUUCACUCCUGC
Molecule: messenger RNA, 2142 nt
Organism: Marchantia polymorpha subsp. ruderalis
Lineage: Eukaryota; Viridiplantae; Streptophyta; Marchantiopsida; Marchantiales; Marchantiaceae
Source: the annotation of a GenBank genome assembly